Molecule: messenger RNA, 261 nt
Organism: Anopheles marshallii
Lineage: Eukaryota; Metazoa; Arthropoda; Insecta; Diptera; Culicidae
Product: bolA-like protein 2
Exons: 3
Coding region: 1-261 (86 amino acids)
Biological process (GO): intracellular iron ion homeostasis
Cellular component (GO): nucleus; cytosol
Molecular function (GO): 2 iron, 2 sulfur cluster binding
Source: RefSeq, a predicted model, not a curated record
AUGUCCGACUACACAGAGGAAUACAUACGGCAGAAGCUGAUCGAAAAGCUGGAGGCAACGCACGUGGAAGUGGUCGAUGAAUCCGAUGGUUGCGGUGGCAAAUUUCGCGUCGUAGUCGUUUCCUCCCAGUUUCAAGGCAAACCUCUACUCCAACGACACAGGCUUGUGAAUGCUGCGCUGGAAGAGGAACUGAAAACGAUUCACGCUUUCUCGCAAAAAACGUACACCCCGGAACAGUGGGCCGGUGAAGCUGGUCCCUAG